AUGUUUCGGAUUGCGCCCUCGGCCAUGUCCGACGAGAGGUCAAAGCGAGCCGAACAGGUCUGCGGACGUCCACAUACGACACUGCUCACCACCGACUCUCUUGUUCGACAUCAGCAGCCUCGCAACGCGUCGUUGUGCAUCGUUGCAGCGCCAAGCCACGCUUCGGCCAUUUCUUCAUCAGGCAUGUUUCAGCCGACGUGGUCCCAAGAGGCCCAUGCACAACCGCCGCUCCACCUUCAUACCCAAGAUGGCACACCACAUUCCCAAGAAACGCACGUCCCACACCAGAUCCAAUACGAUCUUUCGCAAAACGCGCAUCACGCGUCAACAUCGGCGAAUCAGCUCUCUGCGUUUGGCGCCUCAAUAUCGGAGGAUCCGCACGCCUUGCCACCAGAUCCAUCCACCUAUCCAUUCUCGUUCCAGCAGCAGCAACAGCAGCAGCAGCAGCCCCACCAAUAUCACUCCCAUCACAAUCCGCAUCAGCCUCACAACGAUCCAGCCUUUCUCCUGCCACAGCAGCACAACCGCUUCCAACAUCAGGCAUCAACCUCCGCCGACUUGUCUGCCGGUCGCCCGGCUUCGAUGCAAUCCGAUGCCUCGCUCUACGUAGAUCAGCACAACAUGGUGGUUGAUGAUUCCAACCCCGAGCUCGCUGGCCAGCACAGCACACCUCAAAAUUCUACCGACUACCUCUCGCAGCACGAUGGCCAAUCGCUCUCUCGGCCACCGACAGGCUCGGAGCAAAGCUGGUCGAGCCAUGUGUCUGCGUCCAACGAAGCUGAUCGGGACGCGGCUUCUGCGACUGUGUCCACCGGUCUCCAAAGGGCGGCUCGCCCAGCAGCGCUCAAGAUCGAUAUGGCUCCGGCUGCGUCGGGCGGAGUGCACGACCUGCCCGGCUCAACCGGUGACGACUCCUUAUCCACCGGUACCGGCAGUGCGGCUACACCACAUGCGCUCCAGACGCGCUUUGCGCCCUUGCCGCAGCUUCAGCCGUCCAUGUACGACGAGCACGCCGUGUUGCAACAGCAAUCCGCCACCACCAUGCACGAUGCCUCCUUGACCGCCGGCUCUGCACUCAUGCCGGCUUUUGGCACCGAGUCGACUUACCUCAGCCAGGACUCGGCCUCGAAAAGCCCCGCUUCCGUGCUUCAAGGCUCAGACCAUGGUCGCAACAGUCCACACAUCAACCAAGCCGAGGCGUUCGUCGGCAUGCCCGGCGUUCCAGAGAGGUUGGGUCCAUCCUCCGCCCACCUUGGCGUGAACGCAUCUCCCAGUUCGCCCCUGAUGUCGCAGUUCAGCGCUGGUCACUACAGUCCCAGCUCCACGCUCUCGGGCGCCUUUUCGUCACGGCCGGGCAGUCGACCCGCCAGUCGCGGACUCAAGUCUGUCGCCAGCUUCACUUCAUCAGCGGGCACUGGAACGGGCACAGGCUCCGGCAGCGAGGCGCAGCUCGGCAGUCGUCCGCGUUCGAGUUCAGGCAGCGGCGCAGCAGUGCGACCCAUAUCGGGCCUGACGAGGACGACAAGCAUGCAGAACGAGAUUCUAUCGUUCCAAAGCGCAUCUCCGCACCUCGGCCUCUCGCAAAGUCGCAGCGUACAGAAUUUAGGACAGAUGCAGAGUCCAGGGAUGCCAGGUCCCCUCUCGAGUCCCCGUCAUUCGGGCGCGGGAGGGAUGGAGCCCUGGAGCCCCACUCACUCGCACAUGGCACAGUCGCAAGGCUUCCGUGGUCCUUACUCAGGUCAUGGCUUUCAGACGCCGCAGAUGCAGCAAUUCAGUCCGACCCUGACGUCUCCAGCUCAGUCGCAAUACUCACCGCAGACGCAUUUUGGUUCGCACUCGUCCAGCAUGACGCCCUUCUUCUCACCCUCGAUCGAGGCUGUUCAGCAGUUCGGGACACCAGGCGGUCACCCCGCAGACGGCUUUGACAUUGCUGGCUUCAGCGAGCAGCGUCUCUCGUCAGCCCUAGCCACUAGCGCCUCGAUCAGCGGUGGUCCGGCUUCGACCGCGCAUCAACGCGAGGGCCACAGCACGCCAACCAUUUUGGAAGAAGAGGAAGAUGCAUCACAGAGCGACGGCCGCGCAAUGGCAUCGAGAUCCGCGCCUACCUUUGAUUCUGGCUUUCCCUCGCAUCAUGCGUUGCAACAGCUGCAGCAUCAGCACACGCAUCCUCAUCAGCUCCAGCAUCAGCAUCCCGUACAUCAGCAACAGCAACCACAACAACACUCGCACUUUCCAUCGGGUCAAAUCCCGCCGGUCUUGCAGCGCUCGCGAUCUGAUCAGAUCCACAGUCUGCCUUUGGAUGCAUCAUCCACAUUCCGCAACAACCAGAUGUCGUAUCCGCCACACAUGCGACCCAGCCUGUACCAGCAAGUCUCGAUGGCCGAGAUGAAUCAGCUGCGUCAGGUUCACGGUUUGGGCGUUGCCGAGCGCAACUUUGGCGAUUGCUCCGCCUUCAUCGAAGAUUAUGUCCGUCAGUACAUCUCGACACCAAGCCGACUCGGUCUCGGCGAGCGGAACGUGCUCAUCAUGACGACCAGAGUCGCGCAAAAGAGCUAUGGCGCCGAGAAGCGCUUCCUAUGCCCGCCGCCUCUGGUCAUCCUCAUCGGAAGCAGCUGGUGGAACGCGUGCCCGGCCUCGACACGUCCUUCUCCGUUCGCGCCCCCCGGCGCCGUCGAUCCGGACCAGGCGGCACCGACGGUGCUCUCACCGCCUCGCGUCACCAUCAACAUCAGCGGCGAACCUGGCAUCCAAGACGGCGCGCUCGAAUGGGCUUCCAGCAGCGGGCGUUUGAUCGAUGUAGGCAACCCAUCGUCCGAGAUGGCCAUCUCGGGUCGGUGCAUCGGCAAGCAGCUCUACAUCUCCGACGUGGACGAAAAACGACGCCACGUCGAGGCCCUCGUCGCCAUUUCCGUGCCAGGGUCUUCGCCCAUGGACCGGCGUCUGCUUGGAACGUUCCCCAGCCGGCCCAUCAAGGUCAUCAGCAAGCCGAGCAAGAAGCGUCAAUCGUCACGCAACACGGAACUCUGCGUCAAUCACGGCUCGGUUAUCUCGCUGUUCCAUCGACUUCGAUCCCAAACCGUGUCGACGCGCUACCUGUGCGUGUCGGGUGCACCUUCGUGGUUCAAGGGCUCAGACAAUCAGCCUUUCCUCAACAUGAAUCCGCGUGACCAGAAGGGCCAGGAGCCACCGAGUUGCUUUGUCGCUAAGAUGUCAAGCUGGGAUCCUUUCAUCAUCUACCUGGUCGAUCCAAAAAAGCGCGCCGACGCGACGCCGUCCGAGCCUUUGCAGCCUCCUGUCAAGGGCUAUCCUCCGCCGCCUCCGAACGCUCUGCCCACCACUGGCAUGACCAGCUCACAGAUGACAAUACACUAUAACCAACCGAUCGUGCUGCAGUGUCUCAACACUGCUGUCGUUAGUCCGGUCAUGGUGGUCCGGAAGGUGGAAAAGGGAACGACGGUGCUGGGCGGUGCUUCGGCCGGGCCGGCAGAGUCGAUCGCGCGCGAAGCUUUUGGCGAUCCCGUUUCGCAGCUUCACAAGAUUGCCCUCGAAGUGCUCGAAGAUUCGCCAGCGUCGGCGCCGCGGUCCUCGGGCGAGGCGAGCGAGAGCGCUUCUCCCGGCAAUAGCGGUCCGUUCCUGGCCUGCCUGAACGAGUCUGUCGGCAUGCACAGGCCGAGCGAGCCCAGGAGAUGGACGGCCAACAGCAGCUUCAGCGUACCUUCGACGCCGACAACUCCCGUCACAUCGAUGAACCUGGCUGCUAUGGAGGGCAUGGAAUCUUCGGGCAGCUAUCUGCCGAUGAGCCCGACGAGCGCUGCGGAGUAUGCAGCAGCGCAGACCCGCUACUCUCUCAGCACCGGUAGAGCAGGUGGCACGCUGAUGUCUCCCUCGGCCUCGACGUCUUCGCACGACGUCUCUGCGAUGGAACCGCCGCCCUCUUCGGAUGGAGGUAAGGUCAAGCGACCACGUCGAGUGUCGUCCUCGGUGGUGGUGCAAAAGGAAAGAGCCGCUGCUGCCGCUGCCGCCAGCAAGAAUCGCCGACGUGGUCAGUCGCUUUCGAUUGUGGGCAUACAAAACCAGGGCCUAUCAGACGUCGAGGUGAUGCGUCGCACCGGGUCCUACGCCACCUCGAUGGCCUCUGAUUCGUCAGCAGCAGGCAGCACGGCGCCUGGCGCCAUGUGGUCCGUCGAGGUGGCCGACUCGGACAUCUGGACAGUGGUGGGUACCGACAUCGCGCGCCAUUCGUUCUACGUGCCCCCGCAGAUCGUCGGUGGCUCUCAGCCUCAGACCAACAUCACCGACGGCAACAUUGCACAUUUGAUCACGGUGCCUGCUCCAGCGCAACCGAUCACGCCGAUCCCCGUGAUCACCAACGUGGUUGCGCCGCAGCGAGACACCAGAGCGCAGCCGAUGCAAGCGCCAGCGGGCGAUCAGAGACCAGGUCUUGUCACCAUCCUCGGCGAAAACUUCCACCCGAACCUGUUCGUAUUUUUCGGCGACUGGAAGAGUACGCACGUCGAGGUAAGGACACGUCAAACGAUCGUAUGCGCCGCCCCGCCCAGCUUCGACCAGGGCCUUCCACGUGGUCGGGUUCCGAUCCUGAUUGUGCGGCACGACGGCGUCAUCUUCCCAACCGACUAUCAUUAUCAAUGUUGA
Molecule: messenger RNA, 4653 nt
Organism: Pseudozyma hubeiensis SY62
Lineage: Eukaryota; Fungi; Basidiomycota; Ustilaginomycetes; Ustilaginales; Ustilaginaceae
Exons: 2
Coding region: 1-4653 (1550 amino acids)
Biological process (GO): regulation of transcription by RNA polymerase II
Cellular component (GO): nucleus
Molecular function (GO): RNA polymerase II cis-regulatory region sequence-specific DNA binding; DNA-binding transcription activator activity, RNA polymerase II-specific
Source: RefSeq, a predicted model, not a curated record